Molecule: messenger RNA, 2059 nt
Organism: Thunnus maccoyii (southern bluefin tuna)
Lineage: Eukaryota; Metazoa; Chordata; Actinopteri; Scombriformes; Scombridae
Gene: hnrnph1
Product: heterogeneous nuclear ribonucleoprotein H1
Exons: 11
Coding region: 122-1345 (407 amino acids)
Biological process (GO): regulation of RNA splicing
Cellular component (GO): nucleoplasm; ribonucleoprotein complex
Molecular function (GO): RNA binding
Source: RefSeq, a predicted model, not a curated record
AAGGGGGGAUGGGCUAAGCAGCUCUGGCAACACAGUACAAGGUUUCAGCUGCAUCACGCAGGUCUGGUCAUACAUACUCCGGCGUGUUGUAUCCACGAUUGUAUCAGGAUUGUGACCAGUCAUGGCUGAUGAGGGAUAUGUUGUACGAAUCAGGGGUCUCCCAUGGUCCUGCUCUGUGGAUGAAGUACAGAGGUUUUUCUCAGAUUGCAAAAUUGUCAACAAUGGAGGCGGUAUCCACUUCACCUACACAAGAGAGGGGCGUCCCAGUGGAGAGGCGUUUGUCGAGUUGGAGACAGAGGAAGACCUGAAGAUCGCAGUGAAGAAGGACAGAGAAACUAUGGGUCACAGAUAUGUGGAGGUGUUUAAAUCCAACAACGUCGAGAUGGACUGGGUCAUGAAGCACACUGGUCCAAACUGUCCAGAGACGGCAGGAGAUGGGCUCGUCCGGCUCCGAGGCCUUCCCUUUGGCUGCAGCAAGGAGGAGAUUGUACAGUUUUUCUCAGGGUUGGAAAUCGUGCCAAAUGGGAUAACAUUGCCGGUGGACAUCCAGGGGAGGAGUACGGGGGAGGCCUUCGUGCAGUUUGCUUCACAGGAUAUAGCUGAAAAGGCUCUAAAGAAACACAAGGAAAGAAUAGGGCACAGGUACAUUGAGAUCUUCAAGAGUAGCCGUGCUGAGGUGCGGACCCACUACGAACCCCAGCGGAAGCCUAUGGGCAUGCAGAGACCGGGCCCCUAUGACCGGCCGUCUGGUGGUCGCGGCUACAACAUGAUGGGCCGAGGGGGAUCCUAUGACAGAAUGCGUCGUGGAGGCUAUGGAGGAGGUGUAUCCGAUGGACGGUAUGGCGAUGGCGGGUCUUCCUUCCAGAGCACAACAGGCCACUGUGUCCACAUGAGGGGGCUGCCAUACAGAGCCACAGAGACAGACAUCUACAAUUUCUUCUCGCCGUUGAAUCCAGUGCGGGUCCAUAUUGAGAUUGGCCCGGAUGGCAGGGUAACCGGUGAGGCAGAUGUAGAGUUUGCAACACACGAGGAUGCUGUGGCAGCCAUGUCCAAAGACAAAGCCAACAUGCAACACCGCUAUGUGGAGCUGUUCUUAAACUCAACAGCAGGUGGCAGUAACGGCGCCUACAGCAGCCAGAUGAUGGGUGGCAUGGGGAACCAGUCGUCUUAUAGCGGCGGCCAGCUGAGCUCAGGGUAUUCUGGUGGAUACAGCAGCCAAGGAAACAUGGGCGGCUACAGUGAUUAUAGUAACCAGGGCGGAAUGGGAAGCAGUUACUACGGCAGCGGUGGAGGAGGAGGAAGCAGAGGCUCUAUGAAUGGACUGAGUGGGGGAUGGGGAAUGUAGAUUUUUUUUUUUUCCUUUUCUUUUUUUUGUGUUCCCUUAUGUGUUUUUUUAACUCAGCAUUUUGCUGGAAGGACUGGAAAUGUAAGUCUCACCUAGUAAACAUAGGGUAGGGUCAGGUGAGGUUGUUUUGAAAAAAUAAUGAGGGGUAGGGUUUGUAAUUUUUUUUAAAGUGGAUGAUCUUCAGAGAGAAAUGAGAUCGUCUGGUAUCACAAGUGUCAGAGAGAAGCGCUGUUUGUCUUCCCCAUUCCUCACAGAUUUGACACAUCACAGGAACCGUGCUUUAAAUUUUCAUUACCGGGAAGUGUGCCGUUUUUUUGUGUUCUCGUUCUCCAGACACCUGGCUGUUUCCUCAAGGUUAAUUCAUCCUGUGCUGGUGGCUUUAACACUAGUUUCAAUGUCUGAGUGCAUGAACAAAAAAAAAACCCGAAAAUGUCUGGUAUCCUCUGUUUAGACCUUGUUUCACCUUUAUAUGUAGUGAUCAGCCUUUUUUUUAUUUCCAGUUGAAAUGUUAAUCUGAAUUUGAGACUUCACAUAUUCAGAGCAUGUUUUGUUAAGGUGUGACUGUUGAUAGGGCAGUUUUUCUUGAUGAGGGCUAUAUCAAGGGCAACUGAAUAUCAAAACUGCUGACAUGAAGGUUUCUACUGCUUCAAAUGCUAUUUGUAUUUCCUGUGCACAAAGUGAAUAAACUAGUCUGGAAUAUCUAAUUGAAACAAA